Messenger RNA from Dioszegia hungarica, 909 nucleotides. RefSeq lists its product as uncharacterized. The coding region runs from base 1 to 909 and encodes 302 amino acids. The transcript is spliced from 4 exons. NCBI's taxonomy places the organism in Eukaryota, Fungi, Basidiomycota, Tremellomycetes, Tremellales, Bulleribasidiaceae. The record is from RefSeq and is a predicted model, not a curated record.
AUGCACAAUGUGAGACAUAGUCGCGUUCCGCGCUCGUUAAACGAGGCUGAGGCAUUGGGAACGUUCAACGCUCACGCCCCUGCUACCCAUCCCCCCGCACCUGCCGCAUCAGCUCCUGCUCGAUCUGCUCGCGCAGCCGGCAAAGCUCCCGCAGCCUCUGCUUCACCUGCCAACCACCACGGCCACAAUCAUCCUCAUCCACCCGCCAAGCCUGCCGCAGAAGGCAAAGCACCCGCUCACGCUCUUCUCAUCACGCACCAGAUCACCCAACGCAGCAUCUACUGCGUUCCGCAACGCACCGGACCUACCACACCCUCAUCACCACCUACUCUGCCAUCUACCAAGCGCGUACAUAAAAUGCCGAAGGCAGAGCCUCAGCCUGCUGCGGGCAGCUCGAGAGCGCGAGCGAGGGCAAUGGCGACUGAGAUCUGGAAGAAGAAGCGGGAUGGGACGUUUAUGAUCGGUAGUGCUGGAAGCGUCGGAGGGGCACCUUCCGCAGCUGGAUCAGCUGCAACGGAAGCGUCCAAAAUGGAGGCCAGGAUGAAGGUUCGGCGGAGCCUAGGUUUCAAUGAAGAUAGCUUGGGGAUCAAUAGAGCUCAGGCCUUGGCCGGUGGGGCGGGAGCGAGUGCUUUGUCUGUUGCGGCAGGCUUCGCGGGUGGAUGGGGAUGGUUCAGCCCGCGAUUGAGAGCAGUUGCGGUAGCUGCUGGAGGGUGGGCGGCGGGGCCACCAGUAGCUGCGGUGGGCAUGGGCUGCUUGCCGGCGGCUCGGGAACUGGGAGCGGGAUGGGCGGGGUGGGCGGGAGCGAGAGCAGGUGCCGGGGCGGGAGUAGCGGGUGGGGGAGGGGGAUUGAGAACGGGUUGUUGCAACGGUGCCGAUGGCGGUCGUGGUGCUGGCUCUGCCGCUUAUUGA